AUGUGUGCUGCAAGGGCAACGCGUGCACGAAAGACACGGUUAGAGUUAGAGAUUGAACGGAACCGGGCUGAAGGCAAUCUAACGAAGGCCUUGGAACAAGCCUACCCCCUCAAAGGCGAACGUGGCGGAUCAAUUGCCUGCCUCUUUCAUCUCGUAUUUUGUGAAAAUAAGUUAGAGCCAUCCGAAAAGGAUUGCUCUUCAGCAAUCGACUUUGUGGGUGCCGAAUCAGCCGCGGAAGAUGCUCUGCGCACUGCUUCUGACGAACAGUAUCGUUUAGAGGCUCUGGUAUUGAAAGCUAAGAUUGCAUUUAUUCGGGAAAAGUAUGCCGAUGUUGUGGAACUCCUGAAUGCUGUCGACUUAAAGAAUGCUAAAAUCGAGUCCUACACUGCACGCUUUGUGCGCCUGCUUUGCGAAGGUUUGGCCAUGUUGGGCCUAAGCAAGGAGCAUACUGUCUCGAAGGCGGAGACUGUCAUGUCUCCAGAAAUCUGUGACUGCUAUGAAUUAGCCGGAAAUAUGUGCAUUCGACAUCUGCAGGAGUUGGAGUCUACUGUGCCGGAGUCUGCCCUGCCCAUCGGAAUUCCCAAGGUUGUCGAGCUGGCAAUAAAGAGACGGGUUCUGAUACCUUUGCAGCAGAAGUAUGUUGAACAUCUGCGUAGUCAAUUUGCCACUUUUAUUUGCUUCCACAUGAAUAUAAAGGAUUUAAACUUUUGUGCCGUAUAG
Dibothriocephalus latus is the source of this 720-nucleotide messenger RNA. Lineage: Eukaryota; Metazoa; Platyhelminthes; Cestoda; Diphyllobothriidea; Diphyllobothriidae. The record is from the annotation of a GenBank genome assembly.